AUGAAGGAAACGGAGCUUGGAAGACCUGUGUCAAUUGGAGAAGUGUUCAUAAGGACACAUACACGGCCUGAUGGGAGUUUUGUUGAUCCAAAGUCUCAGAAUAUUGCUGAAGCGUAUGAAAAAAACUUAGAGGAUUCGAUGUCUCAGCUCAUGGAUGACACGUCUGAUUGUUCUUCUGAGCUUACCACAGCUGCAAAAGACGAUGUCUUCCUCAAGACUACGGAUACUGAUGAUAGGGGCAAUGAAUUCGGUCUUGGUAGUCUCCGGCGUCAGUAUGGAAAGGGGAAGAGGAAGGGAGGACCAGGGACCUCAGCCGUUUCUGUAUUUUCCGGAUUGCAAGAACAGUUGCAAGCUGCUCAACGCAAAAUUGAAGUCCAGGCAGCGGCUAUUGCUGCACGGGAAGUUGAAUCAGCUGAGCAACUUAACCGCAUCGGCAACUUAGAGAUGGUCUUGAGCUAUCUCAAGUCCACCGAUCCUAAAUUUACGGAUUAUGUGACACAGCAAUCUACACCAGCGGCAACUCAUUCACCGGGAGGAACUCCGACACCGGAAGUAACUCCGACACCAGAAGGUAUGGUUUCAGGCGGUGAACCCAUCUGA
Microthlaspi erraticum is the source of this 600-nucleotide messenger RNA. Lineage: Eukaryota; Viridiplantae; Streptophyta; Magnoliopsida; Brassicales; Brassicaceae. The record is from the annotation of a GenBank genome assembly.